AUGAAAUACGCUCGUUAUGUCGAACCUCCGCUAUCUCGAACGCUCGCUAUCUCGAACUUUUCUUUCGGUCCCUUGGGAGUUCGAGAUAACGAGCGUCGACUAGACGCAAAAAAAAGGUUUUACACAUCACUAAAUAUGAACAACAUAUUUGAUAAAAAAAAGUUCUGGAAAAAUGUAAAACCGAUAUUUUCUAACAAAUGCGUAAAAGAUGCAAUCCAAGUAAUAGUUGAAAAUGAUCAAAUAAUUCGUGAAAAAGAACAUAUAGCAAAUAUAAUAAAUGAUCAUUUUGUUAAUGUCACGAAUUCUUUGAAUAUUGAUGGAAUUUUGCACGAAAACUAUAACGGUAUUAAAAAAGUUUUUGAAAACGUCAUCAAGAAUUACGAACAGCAUCAGCAAAACAAAUCCGGUCCGAAAGGAGCAAUUCCACCGUGUUUCCUCAAACAUUACGUCGAUGUGCACGGAGAACAUCUCAACAAGCUGUUUAAGAAAUCUAUUGUCGAUGAAGUUUUCCCUGGAGCAUUGAAAUUGGCUGAUAUUUGUCCACUAUCUAAAAACGGAGAUCGUUCAUCAAAAUUGAAUUAUCGUCCUAUUUAUGAAUUUAUUGAUAGUAAAUUAUCACCUCUUUUGUCAGGUUUUCGUAAGGGUUUUAGCAGCCAGCAUGUUUUGCUUUACUUGAUAGAAUCGUGGCGAAAAGAUCUUGAUAAAGGAAAUGCUGUAGGGCCGCUAUUGAUGGAUUUGAGUAAAGCAUUUGAUUGUGUGGAUCAUUAUCUGUUAAUAGCGAAACUACAUGCUACUACAUUCUCAAAAAGUGCUUUAGUUCUUUUAAGGAGUUAUCUCACCAAUAAGUUUCAAAGAGUCAGAAUUGAUGGCUAUUUCAGCUUGUGGAAAGAGAUUAUUAAUGGUGUUCCACAAGAUGACAAUACAUUUUAUACAUAUGGAAAACAAUUUGAGGAGAUAAAGUUAUGUUUAGAAAGUGCCUUUUCAACUGUUAGCACAUGGUUUUCCAAUAACGGGCUUCAGUUAAAUUCUGAGAAGUGCAAACUGCUCAUUCUGGAAAAACCAAAAAACAAAGAUUUUCUUUCUUUUAGGCAACAUGUUCUUCCAUUAUGUAAAAAGGCUAAUGCCAAGAUCAAUGCCCUAAAACGUAUGUCACCAUAUAUGUCUAAUUAUAAGCGAAAUGUUAUUGCUAAUUCAUUUAUUUAUAGCAUAUUUAUUUACUGCCCUCUUAUAUGGAGCAUUCAUAGUAGAGAAAAUAGACUUUUACGCGACAGAGUUGAAUCAAUAUUCAUGAAAAGUUCUGCCGAAACUUGUUAA
This is a messenger RNA of Hydractinia symbiolongicarpus, 1314 nucleotides long. RefSeq lists its product as uncharacterized. Lineage: Eukaryota; Metazoa; Cnidaria; Hydrozoa; Anthoathecata; Hydractiniidae. The transcript has 6 exons. The record is from RefSeq and is a predicted model, not a curated record. Bases 1 to 1314 code for a protein of 437 amino acids.